GACAAUCCUAUUGAUUUUUGUUUUUUACAAUUUCGAACACAGCCGUAGCUCAAAUCUGUUGUAGAGUGACUAUUAACAUGGCAACCGUAGCUCUCUCCCACCUUCCGCCCUCCUCCGCCGUACGACUCUGUUCCACUACUAAAACCUCCCCUUUUGCAUCGCGCAAUUGUUCUGUCAAAUGCUCUUCGCAUCCAUCAUUAGCCGACCAAUCUUUGCAGUUCAAGGAAGCUGCCCGGCAGGGGAAUUUGAUUCCGCUCUACAGGUCGAUUUUCUCCGAUCACCUGACGCCGGUGCUGGCGUACAGGUGUUUGGUGAAGGAAGAUGACAGGGAAGCUCCAAGCUUUUUGUUUGAGUCUGUCGAGAGGGGGAAAAUUACAAGCAUUGGGCGGUAUAGUGUCAUUGGUGCUCAGCCAACUAUGGAGAUUGUUGCAAGAGAAAACCUGGUCACAAUUAUGGACCACCAUGAAGGGAAAAAGACAGAGAUGUUUGAAGAGGAUCCUAUGGUCAUUCCUCGUAGGAUUAUGGAUAAGUGGACUCCCCAGUGUCUUGAUGAGCUUCCUGAUGCAUUUACGGGUGGUUGGGUUGGCUACUUUUCCUACGAUACGGUGCGCUUUGUUGAGAAGAAGAAAUUGCCAUUCUCAAAUAGCCCUUUGGAUGAUCGGCUCCUCCCUGAUCUUCACAUUGGACUCUAUGAUGAUGUUGUUGUAUUUGAUCAUGUGGAAAAGAAAGCAUGCGUAAUACACUGGGUGCAAUUAGACCGCUUUGCAUCGGUUGAUGAGGCGUUUAAUGAUGGCAUGAUUCGCUUAGAAGCAUUGUUGUCGAGAGUGCUCAACAUAGUACCCCCUAAAUUAGCUGCAGGAUCAAUAAAAUUACAUACAAAUCUGUUUGGUUCAGCACUGAAGAAGUCAACGAUGACUAGUGAAGAGUAUCAGGAAGCUGUUCUGAAAGCUAAAGAACACAUCCUAGCAGGGGAUAUUUUCCAAAUAGUUCUCAGUCAACGGUUUGAAAGGCGAACGUUUGCAGAUCCAUUUGAGAUAUACAGGGCAUUGAGAGUUGUUAAUCCAAGUCCAUAUAUGACUUAUCUGCAGGCUAGGGGGUGUAUACUUGUUGCUUCAAGUCCCGAGAUUCUUACCAGAGUUAAGAAGGGAAAAAUCACUAAUAGGCCGUUAGCAGGGACUAUUAGGAGAGGGAAGACACCUAAAGAGGACUACAUGCUUGAAAAUCAACUUCUACAUGACCCCAAACAAUGUGCAGAGCACAUCAUGCUGGUUGACUUGGGAAGAAAUGAUGUGGGAAAGGUUUCUAAAUUUGGUUCGGUGGAAGUCGAGAAACUCAUGAACAUUGAGCGAUAUUCUCAUGUUAUGCACAUUAGUUCCACGGUUACUGGAGAGCUCCUUGACCGUUCAAGCAGUUGGGAUGCUUUGCGUGCUGCAUUGCCCGUCGGAACUGUCAGUGGCGCCCCAAAGGUGAAGGCCAUGGAACUGAUAGAUGAGCUUGAAGCGACGAGGCGCGGACCCUACGGUGGUGGAUUUGGGGGGAUUUCCUUUUCAGGGGAUAUGGACAUAGCCCUGGCUUUGAGGACCAUUGUUUUUCCAACUGGAGGGCAUCAUGACCUAAUGUACUCCUACAAGGACGUAAACAGACGAAGAGAGUGGGUCGCCCACAUUCAAGCUGGGGCAGGUGUUGUGGCUGAUAGUGACCCCGCCGAUGAGCAGAGGGAGUGUGAGAAUAAGGCUGCCGCUCUCGCCCGAUCCAUCGAUCUUGCUGAGUCAUCAUUCAUUCCCUAGAGCACAGGAUGUUCUGAAAACUGCAUGGUGAGGUUUUUUGUUUGUUGUUCAUCAUCCCCAUUUCUCUCAUUGUGGUUUUUUUGACAAACACAUACAGAGUAGCAUUUUAUUUUAUGUUGAAAUAUAACAAUAGCGUUAUGUUGUCACAUCAGCGGUUAGCCCCCCACCCCCACCCCACACACACAGAAUGAACCACAUCGACAUCAUCUACUACAUCAAUGAUCUAUUUAAUGGUAAGCUCUUCUCAUGUCUUGGAGUAUCAAUAUUGUGAUAUAUGAGUGAUAUACGUACACAACAACAUUCGGGACACGUCUUGCCACACCCCUUUUACAGUAAAAGUUUUACAUCCGA
Messenger RNA from Cuscuta campestris, 2138 nucleotides. The record is from the annotation of a GenBank genome assembly. NCBI's taxonomy places the organism in Eukaryota, Viridiplantae, Streptophyta, Magnoliopsida, Solanales, Convolvulaceae.